This is a messenger RNA of Symbiodinium sp. CCMP2592, 1642 nucleotides long. NCBI's taxonomy places the organism in Eukaryota, Dinophyceae, Suessiales, Symbiodiniaceae. The record is from the annotation of a GenBank genome assembly.
AUGGCAGCUACGGCCACGACACGCCCAGCGAAGCCGAGGCGCAAGCUGGACACGGCUCAAAGAGAAGGCAUUGAACAAUUGCUGGAGCAUGAUAAGCGCCAUUUACUCAAAGUCCGAGACUUGCAAAGCAAGUCACAAGCACUGCUGAAGCCCGAGGACAUCCAGGUAGUUCUCUACGAUGUGUACUCGGUCGACAGUUUCGCUGCAUGCUGUGUUGCUCGCAAAUUCUUGGGACUCGGCGUUCACUAUGAAGGAGUCACACGUGGGUCUUGCCUCCAGCACUUGAGCCUGGAUGCUGAAGGAUUGGAUGGAAAGGCCCGAGAAGAGCUGUGGACCAGCGGCCGUCGCGAUGCUGGGCUUAUGCUGGAAAGUGGUAGACAUUCUCGACUUGGGAAGAACUUGCAAACAGAGGAGGAUGAGAUCUUUUUGUCUCUUCUGGAUCGGCUACGAGAGGAGCAUGAGCUCCAAGUGAACAAUUUGAGCAGCAAGAUCGGUGAGUUGCAAAAGCGACUCGACACCUCAGGGCCUUCCAGGCAUGAGGAUGAGGGUCAUACAGGCACCAAUUCUGUCGAGCUGGGCCUGGAAGAUGCAGACAAAGACAAAGCUGAAGCCGACGGCAUGCACGCCCUGAGAAGUGGUGGAGGAGGAUCGCCGAAGCUACAGCGGAAACAAACCAAUUCGCAGUUCACUCACCUGGGCAUCCACACCCAUACAGAUGGAUGGCGGGACGCCCCUGGCAACUUCUUUCAUCGCUAUCGCGGCUUCGUGUCAAGCGCCCUGUUCGAGACUUCUUUUGCCAGCUUGAUCGUGUUCAACGCACUGGUCAUGGCUGCUGACGUUCAAGUCAUAGGUAUCGACAUUGGAGCAGACCUUGCAUAUGCGGCGUAUAUGCCAACAUCUCUGACUGCACCAUGGGCACGGCCCAUGUUUGAGUAUUUUGAGUGGUUCUUUGGCAUUGCAUUCACAGUUGAGAUAGUCAUGAAGUUCACUGCAUUCGGGCUGGACUUCGUGAAAGACCUCUGGAACUGGAUAGACACAUUCAUUGUUUGCUGUUGGUACAUCGAUGUUGUCGCCAAUGACAUUCUGCCAAUCAACACGACUCUGCUGCGCUUGCUGCGCUUGGUGCGGCUUUUGCGGCUGCUCAGGCUGGUUAGGCUGAUAAAGACUUUUGAUUCACUCUACCUCAUGACAACGGCUCUAAAGGGAAGCGCUCUUAUUCUCACCUGGGCCUGCGUGUUGUUGCUGGUCCUCCAGAUACUGCUGGCUCUCCUCCUGAACCAGAUUUUGUAUACAGUCUACUUCCCAAGUGAGGAUUAUCCUCUCGCUGAACGACUGGAACUAUUUGAAUAUUUUGGGACGUUUACUCGCUCAAUGCUCUCAAUGUUCGAGAUAACGCUGGGCAACUGGCCACCAGUCUGCAGGCUGCUCUCCGAGAAAGUUUCGGAAUGGUUUAUGCUGCUUUGCGUAUUGCACAAGCUGGUCAUUGGCUUUGCGGUCGUGGGGGUCAUCAACGGCGUUUUCAUCCAGGAGACCUUCAAAGUGGCAUCUUCUGAUAACCAGAUAAUGAUGAGGCAAAAAGAGCGCUCGUCAAAUCUGCAUGAGAUGAAGAUGCGACAGCUGUUUCUGGAAGCUGACAAUGACC